Molecule: messenger RNA, 740 nt
Organism: Podospora pseudocomata
Lineage: Eukaryota; Fungi; Ascomycota; Sordariomycetes; Sordariales; Podosporaceae
Exons: 3
Coding region: 182-553 (123 amino acids)
Biological process (GO): mitochondrial respiratory chain complex III assembly
Cellular component (GO): mitochondrion; Cbp3p-Cbp6 complex
Molecular function (GO): ribosome binding
Source: RefSeq, a predicted model, not a curated record
UUCCGGCCUUGGUGCCACACCCCUUAACAUGGGCGAUGCCUACUUGGCAGAUUGGACUGUGGCUUACGCGCACCCAGAAUCUGGGGUCCUGUGGCUGGUGGCAGCUUGAAGCUGGAGAAAUUCCCCAGAUUGACGUCGACAUUUUUGAAGGCCGCAUCCCAGCUCCGAGACCGUCGUCAACAUGUCUGCUGUUCCCAAGCACAGCACAGCCAGGUUAUUCCAGACUGCCCUGCAGCGCUGGCCAAAAGAUCCCCUCCGUCCCGACUGCCAGCUUCAAGAUGUCCUUGCCAAGCGGCUCACCAAAGGUCCUCUUGCGCCAACCCUGAUCAAGGGAUUGAGCCAAGAGCAGGCAGACCUCAGGCAAACCAAUGCGCUCUUCUCCCUCACCGAGAAUCGUUACAAGAACAAGUAUCGUGUUCCGGAAUCCUUCCUCAAACCCAAGUUCAACCCCAACUACUACAGCGACAUCCUGAAAGAGCUCAAUGAGGCACCCACACGUUCUUAUUUCCAGAGGGUAGCCAAGAGGGUCCAGGGUAUGUUCCGCCUGGAAUGAUGCCUCGAUAGUAACGGCCAUCCAUGUACAUGACUGUACCAUAUGAUAUUUCUGCAUGAUGCGGCGUUUGGAGUCUGGGGGAAAGAAAAGGGAUACACGGUCAUAAUCCCAUAUUUUGUAUUCCAAUGUACAUACACCCCCCACCUUUUUGUCUACCCAUGCAUAAUGGGGUAUAAGAAAGAGCAAG